Cloeon dipterum is the source of this 1087-nucleotide messenger RNA. RefSeq lists its product as uncharacterized. Lineage: Eukaryota; Metazoa; Arthropoda; Insecta; Ephemeroptera; Baetidae. Gene Ontology annotation, molecular function: N-acetyltransferase activity. The coding region runs from base 153 to 944 and encodes 263 amino acids. The transcript is spliced from 4 exons. The record is from RefSeq and is a predicted model, not a curated record.
CCCAAAAUGUUAUUAAGUGACGUCACGCUAAAAGAAAUCUUUGAUAAGAUACUCUUUUAAAGUGAUAAGAUAAAGCCAGAGAGAACGUAGUAAAUUUUUCCGUCCUCAUUUAUAAAGUUUCGUCGCCAGCGUCCACCCACUUGUAAAAUAUUAUGUCAGAUAAUCUAAGAAACUGUCAUUCGUUCGAAAACUUGGUGCAGACCAAAUGGAAAAGGCCUCAGCAUCUCUCUCAGCCGAAAAUUUGGUUCAAAUGUAAUGGCACGGUGGUGAGAGACGUUACACCUGAUUUUGAUCCUUUUGUUAUGGAUUUUAUGCAAACACACUUCUUGAGAGACGAACCUAUUAAUCAAUCAUUGAAUACUGCCCUUGACCCGCUCUCGGUGGCUGAUAUGCGGAAGCUGUGGUCUCAGGUGAUGCUCCCAAGAAGAGUUUCAAUUGUCGCUGUUCAAGAAGGCACUUUUGGUGCUAACUUGGAUGAAGUGGACGACGAGCGUCCUCCAAAAAUAGUUGGAGUGAACUUGUUGUUUGUUUCAAUGAGAGGGGACCGUCCAUUGCCCAUUAAUGAGAUAUUUAAAAGCGACAAAGCGAAAAGAUGCGUUGGCACUUUCGUCUUAAUGAGAGGCAUGGUGGACGUCUAUGAAAAAUACCAGGUCGAUUUAUGCAUUGACGGGGGUGGGAUGUGCGUGUCACCAGAGUGGCGUGGAAAAGGCAUUGGUCAAAUGUUAGUCACCGCGAGGAACAAUUUGUGCAAAGAAAUGGGAAUUCCGCUGACCAAAACUGUGUUUUCGGCCGCACAGUCGCAAAAAGUAGCUGCUAAAGGAGGCUUUGAGUUGCUUGCUGAACGAUUUUACGCUGACCUGACAGAAGAGAACGGCAAGCCCCUCCUUCCUAACAUGCACCCUGACCAGAAGAAAAUACAACUGAUGGCGCGAAUAAUUAAGUGAAAAUGUGCGAAGAAUAUUUAAAAAUGGCUAUUUGGGAAGGAAAAGUGGUCAUUAAAAUUGUUAAAAAUAACAAUUAGAAAAGCUUGUCUGCUUCGCGCGAAAUUAUUUUAAUAUUUUUAAACAAAAGAUGAACGGUAAUUUUG